AUGGCUCAAGCUACAUCAAGUACAAGCGAAACCAUCGUCGGAUCUACCACCACAAUUGUGGAAACCACAGUUGAGGUGAGGUCGGUCGCUCCAGGCAAGACAAAGCGCCAAAUAGAUAACCUAUACCCACCGAAAUCUCAUGCCUUGCAAAUCAGCAAAUAUGGAGAUACCUCUGUUUUCCAAUGGGCUGAAGUGAGCACUGUACAGAUACAGUCCCCCUACGAUGUUAUCAUAAAAGUAUCUGCUGCAGGUGUGAACCCUUUCGAUUACAAGUUCAGAAAGGGGAAUUAUGCAGUCUUCGGCAAAGUCAGAUUUCCGUUAGUGUUGGGAUUGGAAUUUUCGGGUAUAGUUGUCGCUAAAGGCGAAAAAGUAAAUAAAGUUCAUCUGUUGGAUAAAAUCUGGGGUACCAUCCGGGGUGGUUGUUAUUCCGAAUUCAUCCGAGUGAAUACGGCUACAGAAUAUGGUGUUGCCUUGAAGCCGACAUCAAUUUCGCACAUAGAGGCUGCAGGAGCUCCAAUUGGUGCUCUAUCAGCUUACGGUGCUUUAGUUACCCUCGGUGAACUUCCAGUUGGUGAUAAGGCAGAAGCCGGGAAACAUAAAGUCUUGAUCAUUGGAGCUUCCGGAGGCGUUGGAACCUUCGCUGUGCAAAUUGCCAAGGUGCUGUGUAAAGCAAAAGUUACCGCUAUUUGUUCCGGGGCAAACGCAGAGCUUGUACGCGGACUCGGUGCCGACAAAGUAGUCGAUUAUACGAUACAAGAUUUCACUGCAGAUGAUAAUGACUAUGAUGUCGUUGUCGACUGCGUAGGCCAUCAAAACGACUUUUAUCACAAAACCAUUCCAUUAUUGAAAAAGAAAGGUACAUUCGUUUCGGUUGCAUAUGAUAACGACGACGAUAAGGUCAGUUUAGGCGAUCUAACUAAGAUGGGCUUCCAGUAUGUGGGACGAAAGUUCUUUGGUGCAAGAAAGUAUAGAGCUCUUUAUGGAGUAAACCGUAAAGACUUCAGCAAACUCGUUCCAUACUUUGAGAGGCACGAGAUUAAGACUGUGGUCGCCGAGAAAUUUCCCUUACGGGAAGCUGCUAAAGCUCAUGAAAAGAUUGAAACUCAUCGCACUGCUGGAAAGAUAAUCUUAACAACUUGA
Molecule: messenger RNA, 1140 nt
Organism: Paraglomus brasilianum
Lineage: Eukaryota; Fungi; Glomeromycota; Glomeromycetes; Paraglomerales; Paraglomeraceae
Source: the annotation of a GenBank genome assembly